GCGCGCUCACACGUAUGACGUUCCCACGUGAUUGUGACGCACAAACGAGUGAUUCCAUUUGCUUGUACCAGACAGAUUUUUCCACGAAAGCAUCAUACGUUCGUUGGAAUUAAGGUGACAAUAUGGACCAGUGUGACAGUUCUAAAUCUGGAUCUUGCGACUGCGGGCAAAACUGCAAAUGCACCGACUGCAAGUGCGCACAUACCAAGAAAAGUAGCGGCAGUUGUCCAUCUGUAUGCAGUAAGGACAAGAAGGGCUGCGAGAGCGCGUGCAAGGACAAGGAGAAAUCGUGCGACACACACUGCUGCAAAUGAUAUGUGCUGUGUUCCUUUAAUAAUAAAACAUACAAUUCUGUCGUGUA
This is a messenger RNA of Carassius gibelio (silver crucian carp), 361 nucleotides long. RefSeq names its product metallothionein. The record is from RefSeq and is a predicted model, not a curated record. The transcript is spliced from 3 exons. NCBI's taxonomy places the organism in Eukaryota, Metazoa, Chordata, Actinopteri, Cypriniformes, Cyprinidae. Bases 123 to 314 code for a protein of 63 amino acids. Gene Ontology annotation, molecular function: metal ion binding.